This is a messenger RNA of Symbiodinium natans, 9987 nucleotides long. The record is from the annotation of a GenBank genome assembly. Lineage: Eukaryota; Dinophyceae; Suessiales; Symbiodiniaceae.
AUGGGCCUGCUGCCGCCGAUGCGGAGCAUGGCACACAUUGGGUCAAGCCUGCCAGUUCUUGACUUUGUGCACCCAGGCAGUUUGCCAUCCUCGCAAGGAGUCUCCAGGUCAGGAUUACCCCCUUUUGUGUCAGAUGCAGCUCACUUCGGACUGCUCCUGCUUCUUCAUGGCCUUUCAAAAGCCGAUCCAGCGCUGCCCGUCCUGGACCUCGUGCACCUGGACUUGCUUCCGCCUCUUCAGAGUCACGUUUGCACAGGCAGCCUGUUGUCGGUGCUGGACUUUGUGAACGUUGGCCUGUUGCUGCCGUCGAGAAGCACUUGUCACCCUGCCUCAUUGCCGCCGGUUCUGGGCGUGGGCUGUUUUGAGCUGUCUGCACUCGUACUCGAUUCCGUUCAUUUUGGAUCUCUGCUGUUCUUGCGUGCCUUUGGCUGUUUGGACACCUCGGCUUUCGCGUUGGACUUUGUUCACACAGGGCCUGUGCUGCUUCCAAGGAGUUUCGGGCAGCCAGGCCUGUUCUUGUUGGUGCCUGACAGUAUCCAUCUGGGGCUCCCAUCGCCUCUGAAAGGGUUCGCAAAGGUCGAUUUGGCUUCGUUCACAGUGGAUUUUGCAAACUCGGGAUCGUUGCCAUUGCCUCGUAGCUUGUCUCAGCCUGGGCCUUUUCCAUUGGCUUCGGAUCUUACAGAUUCUGGAUCUUCGCCGCUGCCACGAAAUUCUGGCAGGCUUGGACUGUUGUUGUUUGCAUGCGGAGUUACGCGGCCGGGACUUCUUCUGCCCGUGCCUGACGGCAUCCUUCCAGACCCGCCACUUCUGCUGCACGGCCUGGCAUGCAUCGGUCCUGGACUGUUCGUUCUGGAUCUCGUCCACACCGGGUCCUUGCCUCCUUCACGAGGUCUCAGUCGAACGGGGGUGGGUCUAUUGGCAUUAGACGCAGUUCACAUGGGCCUGCUGCCGCCGAUGCGGAGCAUGGCACACAUUGGGUCAAGCCUGCCAGUUCUUGACUUUGUGCACCCAGGCAGUUUGCCAUCCUCGCAAGGAGUCUCCAGGUCAGGAUUACCCCCUUUUGUGUCAGAUGCGGCUCACUUCGGACUGCUCCUGCUUCUUCAUGGCCUUUCAAAAGCCGAUCCAGCGCUGCCCGUCCUGGACCUCGUGCAGCUGGACUUGCUUCCGCUUGCUCAGAGCUGCGUCCAUUUGGGUUCGUCACUGCCCGUUCUUGACCUUGGCCACGCAGGUGUUUCGGUUCUUGUCUUGGACUUUUCGCACUUGGGAUUGCCUUUCUUCUUGCAGUCAUUCGCGCACCUUGGCCUGGCAGUGCUUGCCACGGAUCUCUUGCAGGCAGGGCCCGGACCGCUUCUUCGAGGUCGUGCUUGUUCAGAAUCCGCGCUGUUUGUGUGGGAUCCUGUACGCCUCGGCUCCUUCGUAUCCACACGCAGCCAUUGCUGGACCGAAUCUGUGCUGCUGGUGCUGGAUCGCGCAAGCAUGGGCUUUCCGGUCAGUAUUCGCAGCCUUGCACGCUCGGGUUUUUUGGUUUUAGCUCCGGAUGUGGCUACAGCAGAGCCAUUCUCGUCACUACAUUGCCACUGCUACUCCGGAUUUCUGACUUCUGUGCUGGGAGUCACAUGGCUGAAUGCGUCGUCAUUAGCACUGGACUUCGUGAAUCCCGGAUCUCUGCCGCUGCUCCGCGGAGUUGCCAGGCUAGAUCUCCUGUCGUCUGUGGUAGACCUUGUGCACUUCGACCUGCUCCCUCCCUCGAAGGGUCUUGCGUGGCCCGGCCCAGUGGCUUUUGCUCCUGAUCCUGCGCACCCAGACUUGCCAUCUCCGUCACAGGGAGUCUCGCGGGCAGGAAGUGUGCUGCCUGCGCCCGACUCCGUGCAUCCUGGUUCCUCAUCGUUCUCGCAAGGUGCCAGCUGCUUGGAUUCCUCGCCUUCUGUUCCAGCCGUCUGUGAGUUUGGACUGUCGAAUGGCGUGCGUCGGAUUCCUGACGCUGGCUUUGGAUUCCGUUGGCUUGGGCUCCCCAUCACCUUCACGAGGCUAGAUCUCCUGUCGUCUGUGGUAGACCUUGUGCACUUCGACCUGCUCCCUCCCUCGAAGGGUCUUGCGUGGCCCGGCCCAGUGGCUUUUGCUCCUGAUCCUGUGCACCCAGACUUGCCAUCUCCGUCACAGGGAGUCUCGCGGGCAGGAAGUGUGCUGCCUGCGUCUGUGAGUUUGGACUGUCGUCGCCUGUACAUGGACUUGCCAGGAAUGGCGUGCGUCGGAUUCCUGACGCUGGCUUUGGAUUCCGUUGGCUUGGGCUCCCCAUCACCUUCACGAGGUGGCUCACGGUGUGACUCCUUGAUGCUGGCACCGAGCUUUGUGCAGUUCGGCUUGCUUGUGCUAGAUCUCCUGUCGUCUGUGGUAGACCUUGUGCACUUCGACCUGAAGUGUGCUGCCUGCGCCCGACUCCGUGCAUCCUGGUUCCUCAUCGUUCUCGCAAGGGGCGUAUCUCGAUUAGAAGUGGUCUUGUUUGUUCUGGAUCUUGUGCACACUGGCCCGUCCUCGUUCUCGCGCCACCCUGCUCGAAGCGGAUCGUCGCUGCUGGUGCCAGGAAUGGCGUGCGUCGGAUUCCUGACGCUGGCUUUGGAUUCCGUUGGCUUGGGCUCCCCAUCACCUUCACGAGGUGGCUCACGGUGUGACUCCUUGAUGCUGGCACCGAGCUUUGUGCAGUUCGGCUUGCUUGUGCUAGAUCUCCUGUCGUCUGUGGUAGACCUUGUGCACUUCGACCUGAAGUGUGCUGCCUGCGCCCGACUCCGUGCAUCCUGGUUCCUCAUCGUUCUCGCAAGGCCUUACAUGACUUGGUCUUUCUUUGUUUCUGCUAGGAGGGGCAAGGCGUCUGUGAGUUUGGACUGUCGUCGCCUGUACAUGGACUUGCCAGGAAUGGCGUGCGUCGGAUUCCUGACGCUGGCUUUGGAUUCCGUUGGCUUGGGCUCCCCAUCACCUUCACGAGGUGGCUCACGGUGUGACUCCUUGAUGCUGGCACCGAGCUUUGUGCAGUUCGGCUUGCUUGUGCUAGAUCUCCUGUCGUCUGUGGUAGACCUUGUGCAUUUCGACCUGCUCCCUCCCUCGAAGGGUCUUGCGUGGCCCGGCCCAGUGGCUUUUGCUCCUGAUCCUGUGCACCCAGACUUGCCAUCUCCGUCACAGGGAGUCUCGCGGGCAGGAAGUGUGCUGCCUGCGCCCGACUCCGUGCAUCCUGGUUCCUCAUCGUUCUCGCAAGGAAUGGCGUGCGUCGGAUUCCUGACGCUGGCUUUGGAUUCCGUUGGCUUGGGCUCCCCAUCACCUUCACGAGGCGCGUCCCAGCCUGAUCUUGUCCUGUUGGUUCUGGAUGCCUCGCACCUGGGUUCCGUGCUGUUCCCUCGCAGCUUUGCGCACCCGGCAGAUGCCCCUCCGCCCGUUCCCGGCAUCUCGCGAGCGGGUCCUUCCGCACUGGCACCUGACUUUACACAGUCGGAGUCACCGUCGUCCCUGCACGGCUGGGCGCACCUCGGCCCCUCUCCUUCCGUGCUGGGCCUUGCUCAUCCGGGAUUUCCUACACCGCUGCACGGACUUUCUUGGGUCGGAAGUGUUUCGCUGGUGCUGGAUCUCGUUCACCUGGACCUCUUCUUGCUUUCGAGAGGUGCUGCCUGGACCGAGCCUGUUUUGUUUGUGCUGCAGGGUGCAUCUUUGGAUUCAUUGCCGUUUCUACGAAGUGCAGCAUGCCUGGACACAGCUUUGCUUGCACUUGAUUGUGCUCAGCUAGGGUCCCCUCUGCUGUUGCGGGGGCCAUCGCACAUGGAGCCUUCCUUGCCAGCAUCAGAUCUUGCAGUCUGCAGCUCAUCUUUACCUCUGCAUUGUUCUGCUCACACUGACUUGGUGUUGUCUGCAACGGGCGUGAGCUGGAUGGAUUCGUCACCUCCAGCGCUGGCUGCCUGUGAGCUCGGACCACCAUUGCCUCUGCGCGGGCGUGCAAAGCUUGGCAUCUCAGCACUGGCAUCAGACUGCUCGGCACCGGGCCUAUCUCUGCUGUUACGAGGGGCAGCGCAGAUGGGUUUCCCGCUACUUGUGUCGGACUUUGUUGGCUUGGGCUCCCCAUCACCUUUGCGCAGUGGUUCGCAAUGUGACUCCUCCCUGCUGGCAUCGAGCCAUGUGCAGUCUGGCUUGCCUCUGUCUCUUCACAGUGUGUCCCGGACGGAGUUUGCACUUCUUGUGUCGGAAGCUGCCAGUCCAGACUUGUUGUUAUUGUUGCGAGGUGGGUCCCAGCCUGAUCUUGCCUUGUUGGUUCUGGAUGCCUCGCACCUGGGUUCCGUGCUGUUCCCUCGCAGCUUUGCGCACCCGGGUUCGCCACUUCUUGCGCCCGACGUGGUGCAUGCAGACCUGUCUCUGCUGCUGCAGUUGCUGGGCUUUGCUCAUCUGGGAUUUCCUACACCGCUGCACGGACUUUCUUGGAUCGGAAGUGUUCCGCUGGUGCUGGAUCUCGUUCACCUGGACCUCUUCUUGCUUUCGAGAGGUGCUGCCUGGACCGAGCCUGUUUUGUUGGUGCUGCAGGGCGCAUCAUUGGAUUCAUUGCCGUUUCUACGAAGUGCAGCAUGCAUGGACACAGCUUUGCUUGCACUUGAUUGUGCUCAGCUAGGGUCCCCUCUGCUGUUGCGGGGGCCAUCGCACAUGGAGCCUUCCUUGCCAGCAUCAGAUCUUGCAGUCUGCAGCUCAUCUUUACCUCUGCAUUGUUCUGCUCACACUGACUUGGUGUUGUCUGCAACGGGCGUGAGCUGGAUGGAUUCGUCACCUCCAGCGCUGGCUGCCUGUGAGCUCGGACCACCAUUGCCUCUGCGCGGGCGUGCAAAGCUUGGCAUCUCAGCACUGGCAUCAGACUGCUCGGCACCGGGCCUAUCUCUGCUGUUACGAGGGGCAGCGCAGAUGGGUUUCCCACUACUUGUGUCGGACUUUGUUGGCUUGGGCUCCCCAUCACCUUUGCGCAGUGGUUCGCAAUGUGACUCCUCGCUGCUGGCAUCGAGCCAUGUGCAGUCUGGCUUGCCUCUGUCUCUUCACAGUGUGUCCCGGACGGAGUUUGCACUUCUUGUGUCGGAAGCUGCCAGUCCAGACUUGUUGUUAUUGUUGCGAGGUGGGUCCCAGCCUGAUCUUGCCUUGUUGGUUCUGGAUGCCUCGCACCUGGGUUCCGUGAUGUUGCCUCGCAGCUUUGCGCACCCGGGUUUGCCACUUCUUGCGCCCGACGUGGUGCAUGCAGACCCGUCUUUGCUGCUGCAGUUGCUGGGCUUUGCUCAUCUGGGAUUUCCUACACCGCUGCACGGACUUUCUUGGGUCGGAAGUGUUCCGCUGGUGCUGGAUCUCGUUCACCUGGACUUCUUCUUGCUUUCGAGAGGUGCUGCCUGGACCGAGCCUGCUUUGUUUGUGCUGCAGGGUGCAUCUUUAGAUUCAUUGCCGUUUCUACGAAGUGCAGCAUGCCUGGACACAGCUUUGCUUGCACUUGAUUGUGCUCAGCUCGGGUCCCCUCUGCUGUUGCGGGGGUCAUCGCACAUGGAGCCUUCCUUGCCAGCAUCAGAUCUCGCAGUCUGCAGCUCAUCUUUACCUCUGCAUUGUUCUGCUCACACUGACUUGGUGUUGUCUGCAACGGGCGUGAGCUGGAUGGAUUCGUUACCUCCAGUACUGGCUGUCUGUGAGCUCGGACCACCGUUGCCUCCUCGCGGGCGUGCAAAGCUUGGCAUCUCAGCACUGGCGUCAGACUGCUCGGCACCGGGCCUAUCUCUGCUGUUACGAGGGGCAGCGCAGAUGGGUUUCCCGCUACUUGUGUCGGACUUUGUUGGCUUGGGCUCCCCAUCACCUUUGCGCAGUGGUUCGCAAUGUGACUCCUCGCUGCUGGCAUCGAGCCAUGUGCAGUCUGGCUUGCCUCCGUCUCUUCACAGUGUGUCCCGGACGGACUUUGCACUUCUUGUGUCGGAAGCUGCCAGUCCAGACUUGUUGUUAUUGUUGCGAGGUGGGUCCCAGCCUGAUCUUGCCUUGCUGGUUCUGGAUGCCUCGCACCUGGGUUCCGUGCUGUUCCCUCGCAGCUUUGCGCACCCGGGUUCGCCACUUCUUGCGCCCGACGUGGUGCAUGCAGACCUGUCUCUGCUGCUGCAGUUGCUGGGCUUUGCUCAUCUGGGAUUUCCUACACCGCUGCACGGACUUUCUUGGGUCGGAAGUGUUCCGCUGGUGAUGGAUCUCGUUCACCUGGACUUCUUCUUGCUUUCGAGAGGUGCUGCCUGGACCGAGCCUGUUUUGUUGGUGCUGCAGGGUGCAUCUUUGGAUUUAUUGCCGUUUCUACGAAGUGCAGCAUGCAUGGACACAGCUUUGCUUGCACUUGAUUGUGCUCAGCUAGGGUCCCCUCUGCUGUUGCGGGGGCCAUCGCACAUGGAGCCUUCCUCGCCAGCAUCAGAUCUUGCAGUCUGCAGCUCAUCUUUACCUCUGCAUUGUUCUGCUCACACUGACUUGGUGUUGUCUGCAACGGGCGUGAGCUGGAUGGAUUCGUCACCUCCAGCGCUGGCUGCCUGUGAGCUCGGACCACCAUUGCCUCUGCGCGGGCGUGCAAAGCUUGGCAUCUCAGCACUGGCAUCAGACUGCUCGGCACCGGGCCUAUCUCUGCUGUUACGAGGGGCAGCGCAGAUGGGUUUCCCGCUACUUGUGUCGGACUUUGUUGGCUUGGGCUCCCCAUCACCUUUGCGCAGUGGUUCGCAAUGUGACUCCUCGCUGCUGGCAUCGAGCCAUGUGCAGUCUGGCUUGCCUCUGUCUCUUCACAGUGUGUCCCGGACAGACUUUGCACUUCUUGUGUCGGAAGCUGCCAGUCCAGACUUGUUGUUAUUGUUGCGAGGUGGGUCCCAGCCUGAUCUUGCCUUGUUGGUUCUGGAUGCCUCGCACCUGGGUUCCGUGCUGUUCCCUCGCAGCUUUGCGCACCCGGGUUCGCCACUUCUUGCGCCCGACGUGGUGCAUGCAGACCUGUCUCUGCUGCUGCAGUUGCUGGGCUUUGCUCAUCUGGGAUUUCCUACACCGCUGCACGGACUUUCUUGGGUCGGAAGUGUUUCGCUGGUGAUGGAUCUCGUUCACCUGGACUUCUUCUUGCUUUCGAGAGGUGCUGCUUGGACCGAGCCUGUUUUGUUUGUGCCGCAGGGUGCAUCAUUGGAUUCAUUUCCGCUUCUACAAAGUGCAGCUUGCAUGGACGCGUCCCUGCCUGCAUCAGAUCUUGCCGUCUACAGCUCAUCUUUACCGCUGCAGUGUUCUGCUCACACUGACCUGGUGUUGUCUGCAACGGGCGUGAGCUGGAUGGAUUCGUUACCUCCAGUGCUGGCUGCCUGUGAGCUCGGACCACCAUUGCCUCUGCGCGGGCGUGCAAAGCUUGGCAUCUCAGCACUGGCAUCAGACUGCUCGGCACCGGGCCUAUCUCUGCUGUUACGAGGGGCAGCGCAGAUGGGUUUCCCGCUACUUGUGUCGGACUUUGUUGGCUUGGGCUCCCCAUCACCUUUGCGCAGUGGUUCGCAAUGUGACUCCUCGCUGCUGGCAUCGAGCCAUGUGCAGUCUGGCUUGCCUCCGUCUCUUCACAGUGUGUCCCGGACGGACUUUGCACUUCUUGUGUCGGAAGCUGCCAGUCCAGACUUGUUGUUAUUGUUGCGAGGUGGGUCCCAGCCUGAUCUUGCCUUGCUGGUUCUGGAUGCCUCGCACCUGGGUUCCGUGCUGUUCCCUCGCAGCUUUGCGCACCCGGGUUCGCCACUUCUUGCGCCCGACGUGGUGCAUGCAGACCUGUCUCUGCUGCUGCAGUUGCUGGGCUUUGCUCAUCUGGGAUUCCCCACACCGCUGCACGGACUUGCUUGGAUCGGAAGUGUUCCGCUGGUGCUGGAUCUCGUUCACAUGGACUUCUUCUUGCUUUCGAGAGGUGCUGCCUGGACCGAGCCUGUUUUGUUUGUGCCGCAGGGUGCAUCUUUGGAUUCAUUGCCGUUUCUACGAAGUGCAGCAUGCCUGGACACAGCUUUGCUUGCACUUGAUUGUGCUCAGCUAGGGUCCCCUCUGCUGUUGCGGGGGCCAUCACACUCAGAGCCCUCCUUGCCAGCAUCAGAUCUUGCAGUCUGCAGCUCAUCUUUACCUCUGCAUUGUUCUGCUCACACUGACUUGGUGUUGUCUGCAACGGGCGUGAGCUGGAUGGAUUCGUUACCUCCAGUACUGGCUGCCUGUGAGCUCGGACUACCAUUGCCUCCUCGCGGGCGUGCAAAGCUUGGCAUCUCAGCACUGGCAUCAGACUGCUCGGCACCGGGCCUAUCUCUGCUGUUACGAGGGGCGGCGCAGAUGGGUUUCCUGCUGCUUGUGUCGGACUUUGUUGGCUUGGGCUCCCCAUCACCUUUGCGCAGUGGUUCGCAAUGUGACUCCUCGCUGCUGGCAUCGAGCCAUGUGCAGUCUGGCUUGCCUCCGUCUCUUCACAGUGUGUCCUGGACGGACUUUGCACUUCUUGUGUCGGAAGCUGCCAGUCCAGACUUGUUGGUGUUGUUGAGGGGCGUAUUUCAACCUGAAUUGGCCUUGUUGGUUGUGAGUACGUCAUCCUUCGGUUCACCGCCGCCCUUACAGCUAGAUCUCCCGUCGUCUGUGGUAGACCUUGUGCACUUCGACCUGCUCCCUCCCUCGAAGGGUCUGGCGUGGCCCGGCCCAGUGCCUUUGGCCCCUGAUCCGGCGCAACCAGGCUUGGCAUCGCCGUCACGGGGAGUGUCGUGUGCAGGAAGCGUGAUGUUUGCAGCUGACUCUACCCACCUCGAUCUACCACCAUCCUCACAGAGCUCUGUGCAAACCGCUUUGCUCAUGUCGCUGUCAGGAGUUGCAAAAUCUGAGUUGUUUCUGUUUGCCUUGGGGGUCUCACAUUCUGGUUCCGCGCUGCUUCUGCAUGGAUCUGCACAAGUUGGUGUGUUUUUGAGUGUGCCAGAUGCUACCCAGCUUGGAUUUCUUCUGUUGUUGAGGGGUCCAGCGCAGCUGGAGCUUGGGUUGCCGGCAGCAGAUUUCAUUGCUCUAGGACCCUCCUCGUCACUGCAGGGGUGCUCGCACCCUGGCAGCACGCCACUCGUUCUUGACAGCACGCAAUUGGGUCUGUCCUCGCUUCCAAGGGGCGCGUCGAAGUCGGAGGUUGGCAUGCUCGUGUUAGACGUUGUGCGCACUGACCUACUGCUGUUAUCACGUCACUUUGCUCAGCUCAGUUUGUUGCUGCCGGCGCUGGGCGGCAGUCGCAUGGACGUCUCACUUUCAGUGCUGUCCGUCGCCACGCUGGAGUCCUCCCUGCUACCUCAAGGCCACCAACGCUCGGGUCGCACACCUCCCGUACCUGACAACGCAAAUCCAGAAUCUUGCCUGUUACUUCGAAGCACUGCCAGGCUGGGAAGCUCCCUGCCAGCGUCCGACAGUGCCUACUCUGGCUUUUUCUCGCCUGUCAGGGGCUGCCUGAAGUCAGGCUUCGCUUCCUGUACUCAGGUGAACCAUCUCGUUGGCAGCACACCGUUUGUGACUGGAAUCACGUGCCUGGAGGGCUUCCUGCUGGUCUUGGACUUCUCACAUCUGGGCUUUCUUCCUCCAUCGCAUGGUCCCGCCUGUCUUGAGCUCAUCCCGCCCGCAUCAGAUAGUGUCAGCCCCGGUUCUGCACCACUAUUGCAAGCACCCACCUGGCCAAACUUGGUGUUGCAGUCGAUGUGGCCCAGCUUUAUCGGUGUUGGAGCUGGUGCAACUAAGUCCGCUGCUUCCUUUAAAGAGCUGUGCACGGCCAGGGUCAUCGCCCUUUGCACCGCAUUCUGCUGGCCUCGGAAGUUCACCAUUCUCGAGAAGCCUAGCAUGAGUGGAUGCGCCUAUGUCAGCAUUGUCCACAGCCCGGUCUGGUUCCGCCACGCCAGUGCUUGGGCGCACUUCCUCAGGUCCCUUCCUGUUCUUGCACGGCUCGGCGCGUCCCGAUUUCUUUUCGCUGGUUCUUGA